UACUUGUUAACCUUUUAGCAAUGAUUUUACUUGGUGGAAAAGAAAAUACUCUUUGGACAUUUGUAUUUGAACCAUUAAGACUACUAGAAACAUUUGGUUUUGGAUCGACUGCAUAUGACCCUAUACAAAGUGAUGGCGUUCAUUAUGACUGUGGAUGUGUAAUAUCUGAAACAGGAGCAUUAGUACCUUUUUCUACAGGAAGCGCACUCAGUGUUCCAGCUGCUUACAUUGCUUAUUUUGCUACUUUUGGUGCUAUGGCUUGGCAUUUAUUAUUAUUUGAUUCAUCUGUAGAAAAUCUCUAUAAUCCUAUUCUUGCUAAACAUACGAUUGAUUCUACAGCAGUAACAGAACAUAUGGCUGGUAAUAGUGUUCGAGCAAAAGUAUGUCAUUUCGUUCGUGCACGAUUGUUAUCGACAUAUCAUUUUCUCUCAAUUCAAUUCAAUCAAGAUGAUGCUUGUCUUUUAUUCAAUCGUUGUUUUGAAUUAUUUGCUCAAUUUAGUUGUCAUCUGGAUGAAAAUUCAUGGAUUAAACCAAUUUAUAAAACAAUAGAUGAAAAACUUGAAGCUGAAAAAGAAUUUCAAAAUAAAAUUUUUUAUUCUACACAUAAAAAAUUAGCCGAUUAUAAACAAAUAAUAAAUAUAAUACAAUCACAAUCUCCAUUACAGAUUAAACUACAUGAAUAUACAACUCAAAUGCCUAUUCAAAUUGAAUUUAUUCAUUUUAAAACUGAAUUAUGUAAUCCAGAAUGGUCUCAAUUAUCUUUGACAAUUUUACGACGUUUACUUGAUUCAUUUGAUUUUCUAAAAAUAACUCGAUAUAUCUAUGCUUUAAGUCAAUUUCAUAUUCUUUUACAUCGAACUUUUACUCAAUUAAUUGAACAAGAAGAAUUUCUUACAAUUACAUUGAAACAAUUGUACGAACGAGCUCAUUCAAUUUCAAAUCGAUUUCGUCAAAAAAAUCAAGAAAAUAAUUAUUAUACAAUCAUUGAAAAUGGAAUUGAAGCUGUUAAUACUUAUCAUAAAUUUACUGAUGGACUUAUUCAACCAGGUGCUUGUAAUACUACUCAACAUUUUCAAAGCAUUUCUAUGGAAACACCAGUAAACUAUCUUGUUGAAACAGAUAACUAUGAUGAAGGAGAUAUUAUUAUGCGUAUAUUGAGUGUUCUUGUCGAUUAUCAUAAUAAUCUUCUCGAAUUACUUGAAACAGAAAUCAAAAACAAUGGUGAUACUCUUGGUUUAGGUCCAUUGAAAGAGAUUAUUUGUGAAUUAUCAAAAAGAGAAAUAUCAAUUUUACAGAUCGUUCAAGAAAAUAUGGGUGUAAUUACAUUAAAUAAAAUAGAUUGUCAAUGGAUUGAACAAUUGUCUCGAGCUAGUCUUGAAAACGAAAACAAUUAUUUUCUCAAAAUUGAUACAUCAUUAAAAUUUAAUUUUCUUUAUGUUCAAUCAUAUCUUAUUCGAACAUAUCUUCUCUAUUGUCGUAUUAAUUAUCAACAUAUCAAAGGAAAAUAUCAAUGUUAUAUUCAACCAAAAGUUUCAAUUACUACAAAUGAUCUUGAAAUGAAUAAUGAUAUCGAUAUGAAUUCUAAUAGUCUAUUGAUUGAUGAAUGGAAUCAUUUAGAACAAAAGAAUUUAGAUCAACUUCAGAAUGAAUUUAAUUUUCUUCAACGAAUUAUGGAUGUAAUAAAAAAUUCUUCGGAAGAUUAUUCAUCAAUGAAACUUUCAGAAUUUGUUCGAUAUAUCAAUUAUGAUCAUCGAUUUGUUCAACAAUUUGAACAAUAUCGAAUCAAAGAUUUUUCUUUAUCACAAAUUAAAAAUAUUUGUCAAUUAUAUGAACAAUCGAUUCAUCAUUUUCAAUAUACAUUUAUCAAUGUAUCUCAUUUAAUUCGUGUACCUUUUGAUAAGAAACUCAAUGAUGAACUCGAUCAUAUUUUCAGAUCUUCAUUGAUUUCUUCUAAUGAUCAGACAAUAAAAGAAGAAUUUCAAUCUAAAAUACGAAUGAUAACAGAAUUUUUAAAUGAUUUAAAAGAUAUCGAAGAUCUUCUCGCUGGUCAAUGGACUCAAUCAUUUGUAGAAAUAUGUGAAUAUUUACGAAUUGAUAAUUUGAUUGUUAAAUUAAUACCUAAAGAAAUCAAAUGUGAAAAUUAUGUUCCAUUAUGUUUAAAACUAAUUGAUAUACGAUCUCAAUUACAAGAACGAACAAUCGAUAUUGAAGAAAAAACUAUUGAUUUGUGGAGUGUUCGUUUUGAUAUUUCGGAUAUAAAUCAAUCGAAUGAAAAUAGUUUUCAAAUAUUUCGAAAUAAGAAUGAUGAUUUUUUGUCUAUCAUGUCAAAUUCGAUUUCUUCACUAGACUUUCCAUCAUCUUCUUCUCCACAAACAACAAUUACUACUACAAAUUCAAUUGAUUGGUUGGAUAUUUUCGAUAAUCCAAAUGUUCCUACUGAAAUAUUGAAAUCUGAAUAUUUUCCGUCACGAUCAAUCAAUUAUAUAUCUCUAUCCAAAUUAAAGUUAACAUUGAUUUCAUUAACACCAUCAACAUUAUUUGAAAAUAGUCAAAAACAAGCAGAACAAUUGGCAACAAAAGUGUCCAACACACGUUUUAUUAUUACAUAUCUAGAUGGAAAACAAAACAAGUAUUUAUGUAAACCUGAAAGACUCUAUGGACAAUUAAAAAAGAUCUUUGAUGAAAAAAAAUACGAUCCAAAUACAAUUGCUAUUAUUGAUUCAAAUCAAGUGUGCAUUGAUUUUAUGACAAAAAAUAUAAAUAAUUUAUUACCUAGUACAGAAGCAGAAUAUCGUGUAAUAGAAAAAUCAUUAUUAAUUCCAAUUGUGUUAGAAUUUGAAAAGAGUCAAUUGGAAUAUUUCACGACAGCAGAAGCAACAAUGACUGCGAUUCUCAGUCGUUUUAUUCAUGAUCAACAAUUGAAAUUUAUACCAUCUGAAAACUAUUUUAGUGUAUUUGAUUCAUUUGGACGAUACAUUGCUGACGAUUGUCAAAUCAAAAAUAUUUAUCGUUCAAAUGAACAAACACCGAUUCAGAUUCGAGUUCUUCGAUGUAAUAAGGAUGCUAAUAUUUGCUGUGAAGUAACUCUUACAACAGGUCAAGAUGAAACACAAAGUCAAUGGUUUACUCCAAUAACAACAUGGAAACAGAUUAGUUUAUGGACAAAAAUUAUCGGUAUCAAUUCAAAAACUCCAAUAGAAAGUUACAGAUUUUGGAAUAUAGAACAACAAUAUAUCAUUGAUGAAGAUGAAACAAUAUUUUUCACACUUGAUCAAGCUCAAUCUAUUAUUGUUGAUGUACUUAGUGGAGAAAAUAUCAUUGAUAUAAUUCUAUCAUAUGAUAAGAAUAGUCAAAUGAUUCAUAUUCUUAAUUCAUGUCCAGUUCAUAGUCUUCUAAGAAAUCCUAAAUAUUUAAAUCAAUUAGAUAUAAAACUAUCUUCUCAAGAUUGUAGUCUGAUUCUUGUCAUAGAUGAGACGAAGAAGCAGAUUCUCAGCAACUUAGAUAUGGAAUAUCCAAUUAGUCAUUAUGUCUCAACAACAAACAAACCGAUUCAUUUUCAAAUUACUAUUCUUUUUCAAAUCAUUCUAUAUGAGGAUAAAAAAGAAAUGUCGAUUCCGAUUUCUCAUCGAAAUAUAACAAUUAAACAAUUAUUAGACAUGAUUGAAAUCAAUGAUAUUCAUACAUAUUUAGCAUCCUGUAAAACUAAAAUGAUCUUAUCAGAGAAUACAGAAUUAUCUGUGAUAAAUGAAACGAAGUUUUUCUUAGUAAAAGAACAUCAAACAUGUCUCAUAUCCAUCGAACAAUCGAACGAUAUAUUAAUAGUAAUAAAUGAUGAGAAUACGCAAAAUGAUCAACGAUAUCUUAUUGAUGCUAUUAUGGAUGAUAUUUACAAACAAAAUAAUAAUAUCGAUCAAGAUCAAUAUCUUCUCUAUGAUCAUGAUUUUGUUCCAUCACGUGAAACACCAUUGAAUGCAUUAUUAUCUACUAGAACAUCAUCAAUUCAAUUUCAAUUAACAUAUCGAAAAUUUUCAACAAAUGUUACAGUGAUUAGUGAUGAACAAAAGACUCCAAUACGAUUUCAAUGUGAAUCAUCGAUGUCUAUUGGUCGUGUACAUGAAAUUGUUUGUCAAUUAUGGAAAUUAAACAAACGACUAUAUCGUUUAACUCUUGUCGAUGAUUUGAAUGUUGAUGAAGAAUAUUCAUUAGAUGAUAUCGGUGAAUCUAUCAAUGAUCUACAAUUUAAAUUGAUUUCGAUUGCUGAUACCAAAUGUGCAAUCACCUAUCAGGAUGAAAUCAUAAUGAUUUCAACUACAAAUGAAACACUUCUAUCGUCAAUUUUGAAACAAACUUUGGAAAAACUCUUGAUUCCGUUAGAUGAUAUAGAUAGAUUUGCAUUAAAUUUAAUGGAUGAUCCAGAAAAUCCAACCGAUGUCGAUCUUGAUUUAUCUAUUGAUGAUAUUCGCUUAGGCUUUUCCACUGAAUUCAAUAUUAUACCAUUUCAAUACGUAAGUAAUGUUAGCACCAGAUUCGCGUAUUUCCUGUCUUUAUUCGCCCCUGCGUCUGUGCUGUCUUCCUACUCGAUUGUGCUGAAUGCAGAAUUUAAUUCUCUAUCGAAUGGUAACAACUUCGACCAAGGUCGUCGACCAUAAAAUAGCGUCUACCACCAAAAAACUGACUAUCGCUCUAUGUGACGAAUUCGGAAAACAUGUAAUUCCUGUCCCGAUUCGCGCAUACACCUGUGCUGUUCCCCUCUUCGCUUGUGCUAGAUGCAGAAUUUUACGCUCUAUCCAAUGGUAUAAGUUUUCGAUAGCCUCAUCGACCAAAAAGUUGGGGUUUCUGGCCAAAUACCGUCCCAAAACCCACUUUUUAACAUUAUCACCUGCCCGGAUUCGAAAAUCCACCUGUGCUGUUUCCAUAGUUGGUUGUGCUGGAUGCAGAAUUUAAUUCUCUAUCGGAUGGUGACAACUUCGACCAAGGUCGUCGACCCCAAAAUAGGGUCUACCACCAAAAAACUAACUUCCGCUCUAUGUGACGAAUUCGGAAAACAAGUAAUUCCUGCCCCGAUUCGCGCCUACACCUGUGCUGUUCCCCUCUUCGCUUGUGAUAGAUGCAGAAUUUUGCUCUCUAUCCAAUGGUACAAGUUUCUGAUAGCCUCGUCGUCCAAAAAGCUGGGGUUUCCGGCAAAAUACCAUCCCAAAAACCAUUUUUUUACAUUAUCUCCUGCCCGGAUUCGAAAAUCCACCUGUGCCGUCUCCAUAGUUGGUUGUGCUGGAUGCAAAAUUUAAUUCUCUAUCGAAUGAUGGUAUUUUCAAGUAAAACCAAAAAAAGGAACGGGUGUUAAUGGACUGAUACCUACCCCAAUCUACAUUUAACACAAACCUGACCCUCUGUCUCAUUCCCAGACGCUGUGCUCUCACUCGGAUACCUUGUGCUCAGUGUAGCAUUCAAUUCGCUAUCGAAUGGUGGUAUUUUCAACUAAAACCACACGAAGACACGGGAGUUAAUGGGCUGAUACCUACACCAAUGGACCCUUCCAUCAAAACCUGACCCUGUAUCUCAAUCGCUGAUGUUGUGCUCUCUCUCGGGUACAUUGUGCUGAGCAUAGAAUUCGAUUCUCUAUCGAAUGGUGGUAUUUUCAAGUAAAACCAAAGGAAGCAACGGGAGUUAAUGCGCUAAUACCGAGCCCAAUGGACUUUUAACACAAACCUCACCCUCUCUCUCAAGCCCAGACAUUGUGCUCUCCCUCGGAUACCUUGUGCUGAGUGUAGAAUUGCAUUCUCUUUGGAAUGGUGGUAUUUUUAAAGAGAUCUAACGCAAGGAACGGGAGUUAAUGGGCUGAUACCUACCCCAAUCGACCCUUCCAGCGAAAACUGACCGCAAAUGUCAAUCCCUGACAUUCUGCUGUCUUUCGGAUGGCUUGUGCUGAGUGCACAAUUCGAUUCCCUAUCUAAUGGUGGUAUUUUCAAAGAGAUGCAACGGAAGGAACGGGAGUAAAUGGGCUGACACCUACCGCAAUCCACCCUUCGAAUCAAAACUGACCGCGUAUCUCAAUCCCUGACAUUGUGCUUUCUCUCGCAUGGCUUGUGCUGAGUGUGGAAUUCGAUUCUCUAUCGAAUGGUGGUAUUUUCAAAGAGAUCUAACGAAAGAAACGGGAGUUAAUGGGCUGAUACCUACCCCAAUCGACCCUACAAGUGAAAACUGACCGGGUAUCUCAAUCCCUGACAUAGUGCUCUCCUUGGGAUGGCUUGUGCGGAGUGUGGAAUUCGAUUCUCUAUCGAAUGGUGGUAUUUUCAAAGAGAUCCAACGUCAGGAACGGGAGUUAAUGGGCAGAUACCUACCCCAAUCGACCGUUCCAAUGAAAACUGACCGCGUAUCUCAAUCCCUGACAUUGUGCUCUCUCUCUGAUGGUUUUUGCUGAGUGUGGAAUUCGAUUCUCUAUCGAAUGGUGGUAUUUUCAAAUAAAUCCAAAGGAAGGAACGGGAGUUAAUGGACUGAUACCUACCCCAAUCGCCCCUUCCAACAAAACCGGAGGGUGUAUUUCAAUCCCUGACAUUGUGCUCUCUCUGGGGUGGCUUGUGCUGAGUAGAGAAUUCGAUUCUCUAUCGAAUGAACUGGAAACAUGCUGAAGAAUAAGUGCUAAAACAAAUCAGAUUUCAUACCAUGUGUUGAAAGAAUAUAGAUGACAAUCUUAAUAGACUUGAUUGUAAUCCAACUUACUUUUUAUCUAAACACAAGAGAAAGAAAUUUUUACAUAAAAUCGAUCUAAUUAGUUCAGCGUAUUUUAUAUGCAUUUAUAUGUAAUAAAUAUAAAUGCUAAACGUUAUUUAGUUUUUGACAUUCAUUUUAAUUAGUGAAGGAAGACUCAAACCUGGGAAAGAAAAGUCGAUGAUCUUUUUUUUUUGUUGAUAAACACCUAAUAUUACUGAUAUCUAAUAUGACUAUUUUUUAUAUUUCGUUUCUAUGUUAUUAGAUGACUUAAUUGUAUGAGGCAUAAAUAUGAACAAAUAUGCAGUAGGAUCAUCGAAUCCAAUAUGCGUUUUUGUUUGAAUUUUGAAAUGAGUUCGAUUAAUAUAAAAACUAAUCUAGUUAUAGGUGUACCAAUCUAGUGAAAAACUAUCAGAUUAUGCAAGAUUAUGUCCGAUUAUAAUUUUGAUUUUCGUUGCAUAAAUUCAUAAAAGAACAACUAUAGUAUGAUAAACAAAAUCCAUUGCUAUAAUUUUUUUCUACGUUGAAAUUAUUACUAAUUCUUUUUUCGUAAACGUGCACAAAUAAGACAUCAAGAGAUAAUAAACGGUUUCCAAUCAUUAAAUCACUUAAUAGAAUCUAUUGUGCAAAUAGAAUAAUUUGCAAGGGGAAAAAAUUAGAUCCUAG
Rotaria sp. Silwood1 is the source of this 7371-nucleotide messenger RNA. NCBI's taxonomy places the organism in Eukaryota, Metazoa, Rotifera, Eurotatoria, Philodinida, Philodinidae. The record is from the annotation of a GenBank genome assembly.